UGAGUCAAGUAAAAUGGCUGCUGCUGCUAUAAGUAAAUAAUUUUUUUCAUCAAUUUUCGGCGUGUUCUAAUGCAAAAUGGAGCCAAUUUAAUGUUCGGUUGUUAUAUGAUUUACACAUCUUUUGUUCUAUGUUAAACGUGGCAUGUAGGGGAAUAUCUACCACACACUCUGAUUUAGUUAUAAUUAGGCAAGAAUUUAUUUGUCUACCCAAUGUACAACAAUCAUUCUAAGUCUGAUAAGAUGGAGAAGAUAAUGGAUGAGGAUAGGAGGCGAAGGCUCAGAGCACUCGAGGAAAAAAUACAGGAUCCAAGGAGUAUUGGGAAUAUAGACUCAUUGCUGGAUACUGUGCAGGCUCUCUACACAGAUUGUGAUCAUCCCAGUAUAAGGAAACUUAAAAAUAUUGAUGUUUACACUAAUAGAUAUGAUAAAUUUGCAUCGGAUAUAAUAAAUUUACGCAUGAAAACCGAUGACUACGAGCAUAUCAAAGUAAUCGGCCGCGGUGCUUUCGGUAAAGUGCAGCUUGUGCGUCACAAAAGUACACGAAAAGUGUAUGCGAUGAAGCGUCUAAGCAAAGCAGAUUUAAUCAAACGCUCAGACUCUGCAUUCUUUUGGGAGGAGCGUCAUAUCAUGGCACACGCACGCUCCGAGUGGAUUGUCCAGCUGCACUUCGCUUUCCAGGACGCCAAGAACCUCUACAUGGUGAUGGAUUACAUGCCGGGCGGUGAUAUCGUUAAUUUAAUGUCCAACUAUGAAAUUCCCGAAAAGUGGGCCAAGUUUUAUACCAUGGAGGUGGUGCUGGCGUUGGAUAUCAUCCACACGAUGGGUUUCGUUCAUCGUGAUGUCAAACCGGAUAAUAUGCUGCUGGAUAAAUACGGGCAUUUGAAGUUGGCUGAUUUUGGUACGUGUAUGCGUAUGGAUGAUGAUGGUUUGGUGCGGUCGACGAAUGUCGUCGGCACGCCGGAUUAUAUCUCGCCCGAAGUGCUGCAAAGUCACGGCAAGGGGAUUUAUGGCAGGGAAUGCGACUGGUGGUCGGUUGGCAUUUUUGUUUAUGAAAUGCUUGUUGGCGAAACGCCAUUCUACGCCGAUAGUUUACUGGGGACUUACAAUAAAAUUAUGUAUCACGAAAACAACUUAACGUUUCCGCCCGAGGUGGAGAUAUCCAAGGAUGCGAAGUCGUUGAUUCAGGGACUGCUCUGCGCCAGCACGAAACGUUUAGGUCGAAAUAAUGUGGACGAAAUCAAAAAUCAUCCAUUUUUCAUCAACGAUCAGUGGACAUUUGAAAAUCUUCGAGAUUCUGUGCCGCCUGUCGUGCCUGAGUUGACCGGGGAUGAUGAUACGAGUAAUUUUGAUGAUUAUGAAAAGGAUGAAUCGCCUGAGGAGAUUUUUACGAUUCCCAAUACGUUUAUUGGUAAUCAUCUUCCGUUUAUCGGGUUUACUUACGCUUCCGAUUAUCAACUUUUAUCGGCAACGAUUGCGAAGACAGAUAGUGUCGAUAGCAAUCAUGUUACAAAUGAUACAAACGCUCAAGUGCAGAAACUAGAGGCACAAUUAGAAGAAGAACGCCAAAAUAUUCAAUUCCUUGAAGAGAAGCACCAUAUACUUAUUGCUCAAAUAGACAAUCUGGCACAGCGAGAGUCGGAAAUUCGCGAGAGCGAAGCAGCGCGUUAUGAAAAAGAGCUCAAAAUGCUUGAGCACGCCCGAAAAGAAAUGAUGCGCAAGGCUGAAAACGAAGGCGAGUUAAGGAAAAAGACCGAGAAAUUACUCUCGGAUUUUAAAAAGCGUUUUGAAGACGAGCAAAAUAAAAGACUGCGCGAAAUGAACAACAGUCAGGCACACAACGAUAAGAUGAACACACUAGAGAAACAAAUCACAGAGUUUCAGGAUAAGUUGAAAGCAGAGACGGAGAAUUGUCAGCGAUUGAGGAAGCAGGCGUCCGAGUUGACAAUGGCGAAGAGUACUUCCGAGCAACUAGCGAGCGAGUAUCAAACGAUGAUGCAGAAUAUGCAAGUGCAACGCGAUAACAUGAAGACAGAGCUUGUGAUGCUGCAGGGGCAGCUCACACAAGAGAAAAACAAUCGGUCUAUGGCCAGUAAUCAGCAGGCAGUGUUGGAGAACAAGGUGCAGAGCUUAAAUGCGGAAAUUGAGAGGAUUCGAUCACGGGAGAAUGGCGUCACUGUUGAUAACAUGCAACUUAAUGAGAAGAUUUCGUUCAUGGAGAAAGAAUGUGCCACACUCAAGCUGGAGCUGAAAUCUUUACAAAAUAGAUAUCAGCAUGAAGUCAAGGCUCAUGAGGAGACUACGAAGAGUAAGAUGAUGAACAAGGAGGAGGCGAAUCUUGAAGUUGUCAAAGUACUCGUGGAAAAAAUCAAUCUGGCGCUGCAAACAAAGUUGAACGAAGAAAAAUGCGCCCGCCAGCAAGCCGAUUUGAAUUCUCAGGAAAAAGAACGUCAAAUCUCAAUGUUAUCAGUGGAUUACAGGCAGAUUCAGCAACGCCUGCAGAAAUUGGAAGGCGAAUAUCGCCAGGAAGUCGAAAAGGUGAAAGCUCUCCACAGUCUAGUCGAGCAGGAACAAACGAAGAAGUCAACCAUGCAAGCUGAACUCGGCUCAGCUUUAUCCGGCAUCGCUGAAUUGAAAACGAAAGAGUCUCAGGUGCUGAAAGAAAACGCGCAUCUUCAAGAGACCAAGAAGGCUGUUGAAGAAGAACUCUACAAAGUAAAACGUGAAUGGUCCAUUGAACAAUUCCAAAUUAAAGAAUUGCAGGAUAAUUUGGAAACGGAACAAUAUUUCUCCACCUUGUACAAGACCCAAACGAAUGAGCUUAAAGAAGAAUUGGAAGAAAAGAUACGUCAAGGUAAAGAGUAUGAAGAAGAGCGCGCUUCGUUAAAGAUGCAAUGUCAACUUGCGAUUGCACGUGCUGAUUCCGAAACAUUGGCGCGUUCCAUUGCUGAAGAGACCGUGGCUGAUUUGGAGAAGGAAAAGACGAUGAAGGAAUUAGAACAGAAAGAUCUUCAAGCGAAGCAUCGCAGUGAUAUGAAUGCCAAGGAAGUUUUGAUCAAUACAACGAAAGAUCGCGAGCAGGAACUGAAGAAAAUCAACGAACAAAUUCUCAAGGAUAAGGAGGAUCUCUCUAGGAGAGUUGUGGCAUUACAGGAAGAGAUGAAAUUGAUGGAUCACAGCGAGGAGAUGGAGAAAUUAAAGGCGAAGUUGAACACGGAGCAUAUUCUUAAACAACAGGCUGUUAAUAAAUUGCAUGAGAUCAUGAACAGGAAAGACUUUAGUAAUAAGGAUACCAAGACCAAGACAAAGGUGUCCAGUGCAGAUCUCCGACGCAAAGAGAAAGACCUCAAGAAACUGCAGCAGGAAAUGGCACAGGAGAAGGAUAAAUUCAAUUCGCAGUACACGUUAUUGACCAAACAAAUUCAAGAGGUGACGCUGAGUCUUUCCGAGGAGACAGCGGCCCGGUUAAGGCUGCAGAUGGAAGUUGACAGUAAGGAUUCGGAGAUUGAGAUUCUCCAGUUGAAGCUGCAGACGUUCAACAGCGAGACAGCGUCGCUAAGCUCAGCGGAUGAAGAUCUCAAUGUGGAUUCCAUGUUUGAAGGAUGGCUCUCAAUACCAAAUAAGCAGAAUAUUCGACGACAUGGCUGGAAGAAGCAAUUUGUGGUUGUCUCUAGCAAGAAAGUGAUAUUCUACAACUCGGAAAAUGACAAACAGAAUACAGAUCCUGUUAUUGUUCUGGAUUUAUGCAAAGUGUUUCACGUACGAUCCGUGACACAAGGCGAUGUGAUUCGUGCGGAUUUGAAGGACAUACCACGAAUAUUCCAGCUGCUGUACGCUGGCGAAGGAGAAGCGCGCAAAACCGACGAGCAGGGCAACUCGCUGGACAUCAGUUCAAUCAAAGGCGAUGAUAAACCCGGCACCAUUGUGCACAAAGGUCACGAAUUCUUGCACAUUUCUUAUCAUAUGCCUACGACGUGUGAGGUGUGUCCGAAACCCAUGUGGCAUAUGUUCAGGCCGCCACCAGCUUUAGAAUGCAGACGAUGCCGAGUGAAAAUUCAUAAAGAUCACAUCGAUCGCAAGGAAGACGUUGCACCGUGCAAACUGCACUACGAUCCUAGUUACGCCAAAGAACUAUUACUGUUAGCGCCGUCGGUGGACGAGCAGAAGCACUGGGUGAAUCGACUGAGUAAGAAGAUCCAGAAAUGCGGAUACAAAGCCAAUAAUUCCAAUGCCAUAGAUUCAGCGAAAGUCUCUCCAAGCUCUAGAAGUACUUCUCUAUUGAACUGACGCCAGUAUCUUUAGCUUUAGUCACAUUUGUCUAUGGCAUGGGUUUGCUUAUUCUUAGUUUUUGAUUUUCUGACACUUGCACCAAACGUGAGCGCUUGAAUGAAUUUCGUAAAGCCGAUGGUUGUUUUUGCCGCAAACAGGGAAUCAACAAGAUUACUAAAGCCAUACUUGAACGUUCAGCAACGAUCGGCCACAUUGCCAGCGAACUCGUCGAUGAACAAUAAGUGAGGCGACCGGCUUAUAUAUUAUAUACAUGAAUUACUUACGGACGGGAGUAAUGCUUAAAUCUAAUUAGGUGAUACUUACUUUUCUACUUGAGCUGUGACAAAAUUAGAGUUAUCACAUCAUUACACUAUGUUUUUUUUGUUUAAAUGUGAGGUGAGUGACGAUCUGCUCAAUUAUGCCUUAACUACGGAUACUUAACGAAUUUGCCUACAAAUCAAACGGGGCCUAACGAAAAAAUGUUGCUACAUGUUUUAAUCAUAACUUAAGCUAAGUCGGAAUUGUUGGUUUAUAUAUCUUCUGGCACCAUGUACAUAAAUGCAAUCAUUUUUCUAUUGAAAUCGACUAAAACGCAAGCCAAUUCGUCCAGGAACAAGACAGGAAUUUACGCUAGACUACAGUAUUUCACAAUGACGCAGUUCAAAUGCAUUGUACCUCAAGUAAUUGCGAACGAUUUAUGUUAUUCAAUUCGAUUUUAAGAACGAUACAUUCCGUUGAUAAGAUGCGUUUCGAAAUUGAUUGAACCAAUUUGUUGUUAAACGUGUUUAUUGUGUACAAAUAAUAUAUGUAUUUAGAAUAUCCCGAAUUCUAGACGAAAAACGAAAAUCAAAAUGUUACAAAUGCAAGGGAAAGACGACAACAAUAUCAUUAUUAUACGCCUGCAGCAGUGAUCGUGCUGUGUACAUUUUAUAAACUCGUGCCUUAAGUGAUAUGAUUAUUGCGACGUGCGCUGCACAUGCGCAUGCUCAUAAUUGUAUGUUAUUUAAUUAUUUUUUAAAUCUUUUUUUUUUUUGUUGUUAAUGAUAUUUACAAGAAACAUGAUUGGUCAAAUAAUGCGCUAAUAUAAAAUUCGCUCUAAUUUGUAAACUACUAAAGUAUUUAUGCAGGUAUAAAGUUAAUUACGGUUAUGAUGUACAUAUUACAUACGCUACUACACUACUACACUUCAACAAUAUGUUAGACGAGUAAAUAUUUUGUGAAUCAUCA
This is a messenger RNA of Dalotia coriaria, 5493 nucleotides long. RefSeq names its product Rho kinase (gene Rok). Gene Ontology annotation, cellular component: cytoskeleton; cytoplasm. The transcript has 9 exons. The coding region runs from base 211 to 4284 and encodes 1357 amino acids. Gene Ontology annotation, molecular function: small GTPase binding; ATP binding; Rho-dependent protein serine/threonine kinase activity. The record is from RefSeq and is a predicted model, not a curated record. NCBI's taxonomy places the organism in Eukaryota, Metazoa, Arthropoda, Insecta, Coleoptera, Staphylinidae. Gene Ontology annotation, biological process: embryonic morphogenesis; actomyosin structure organization; regulation of cell junction assembly.